UUUGAGCGUGUUAUAACCUCUUUCGUUUAGUACAAACCUCAUUCAUGUAUAUGUAUAUUGUUACUGGCCAGUGUUAAGAAAAAAAUCACUUAAGCUGCCUGUGGGUUGCAUAUGCAAGAGACGGAUGAGACUGCUGUUAUAGAAGUUCUAAAACAUGCCAAGGGUCAAGAGAUUGUUGUAAGGUUACAAUUGUACAGGCUAUGGAUAAUACUGGUGACUGUACAAAUGUUCCCCUUCUGUUUGGACAAUUAAGUAAAUCGUUCCUAACUUUAUAAAUGCCUGCGUACCUUAAUUUUGCUACUGUAUGGGGAUUAUAUAAAUGUAUAGAUGUAUUUUAAAGUGAUAUAUCAAAAUCAACCAAACUCGUUUUUCCUGUUCUCGGGAUCCUCAUACAUUCUGCAAGCUGUCCAACACCAUGAUGCGCUACAUGUACAUAGCAAUGCUUUCAGACACAAAUACCUAGACUGUGCCUUUGUUAACAAGUUUAGGGCGUUGAAAGAUAUUUAUGGUGACUGGGGCAAUGCAUCGUUCGAUAUAUUUUCGCUUUUAUUCCUGAAAUUGUCCUAUGUAUACAAGCAAAAAAUAUUUCUUUGUGAAAGAAGUUUACCUGCUCCCGAUAUACAAACGUCGAUACAUUAUUGCCAAUCUAAUAUUAAAUUGUACGAAAUGGUUUGUGAGUACAUUGUGUUCUGGAACUUUCUAGGAGUACACGAAUAUGUAUAUACGACCUACCGCACCGGUGCGAUGGGGUGUGCUUCGUAGAGGGCGAGGCUUUCACUUCAGUCCGCUCUCUAAAGCGCAUGUGGAGAUGAUGGGGCUAUAUAUAGUAGUACUAAGGCUGUCUUCGGUUCGCAGUGGCUACUCCAGUAAAUUGAACGAAAUGAACUGGCACAGAAAAAAAGACGCGGAAUACGAUCGAGUUACAUUUCCUUGCUGGAAUCAUGUGAAGUCACUAACAGCCUCUGACUGCUGGCUGUCGCUGACAAGUCAUUCAAGCAGAUACACAUAUGACCUGAGACAUGAAAGACGCCGAGCCGAAAGCUGGAAGCGAAUAUAGCAGAUGUACAGCCUUUACAUUGAGCAGCGGGAUGGAGUGGGCUUCUCACCCGGGUGAAAUCUAGCAGGCGUUUAUCAACAAAGACUGGGGUUGAAUCAAAAUACAAAGGUGAGACUCGGCAAAUGCAGCGUCCACUUACAUUAUAGGAUCACCAAAACCGGCCUGUAUAUCAUCGAAGAUGAGAUGAAUUUUGUGUGUGUGUACAUUGUUUUUUGGACGAACGUACAUGUUAUAAUGGCACAAAUAGGCCCAUAGAAUAUAGAUCUCCGGACAUUUGCAACGAUGUAUUACAAUAGUCCAAUUUAUUGUAUUGCUACAGUUCUGUGGUUUUACCCAAAAUGACAGGCGCACGUAAACCAAUCAUGGCGUCUAUAUUAACGGUACGACACAUAGCCUAAUGCAUUCAGUUAGAGCUGUGCGUAUUGAUGGUUUGAUUAGUUGUAUUAUUGUUGCUAUGGUGUUAAGUUUUACGCUUUACUUUUAGAUGUGAAAUGUUUGGUUAAUGUUUUCCAAGACUUGGAAUCACCACGUGUUGGUAUAUGAAAGGUUAAGAGUUCAUUUUGUCAAAGGACAUUUGAUUGGUUGAUAACAAUAAGGGCGUUUCCACGACAGCCAAUCGAUAACUCAUUUACAACAUCUCACGACAGUAAUGUUUUGAAAUUUCCAAGGCGCUAAACCUUCAAAACAAACCGCCCCAUUCACAAUUUUGAUCCAUGUGGCGGGAUAUUUUCAGAAACUAGGACACGAGACUGCUUAUUCAGGCGGGAAUUGCAUGCAUUAGAGUCGUUGUUUAGACCCGAACGCUUCCCCCUGUGCGGCGAUGAACAUUUUACACUCUUGCAGUAAGUUAGCCUAUAGUUACGAGCUCUACGUUACCGGAAAGAUCAAAAUGAAUACUUUCAGUUUAACGUGAAGCCAAAGAUAGAAUCGACGGUUAGUCCAACUGUUAGUGUUGAUCGAUUAAUGUAGGUUUUCCACUGAAGAAGCCAAGAGACAAUCGUCAGAAUGAACACAGGCGAAAAUCUCACGCCAGCUAAUCACCAACAACCACAACAACAUAUACUAGGCAACUCGGGCCAUAACAAGCAGACGAGCCAGUGUUUUGUUGUUGAUCCGGACUUCCGCAGAAACACUAGGAAACCAGGGCCAACUAAAAGUGAAUCCCUGCAAGAAGCAUUUCUCAAGUUUCGUCGAAAUCGGCAGAUAAAUUCUGCAAAGAAUGAAAUCCGACAAAACCAAGAGAUGAAGUUGAAGAAGUUACAGGAGGCUGGUGACCCAGCCAAGAUGGAAGCUCUACGUAAAAUGUUCCUGCAGCAAGCCAAGAAGUACUUCGGAGUUCCCUAUGCAAGAAAAUAUUGGGGACCUGAAGAUCCGGAGUAUGAGUCUCCGCUGUUCCUGGACUGUUGUGGUUUGGUACGCCAGGUCAUGAGGGACUUGGCUGAGGACUUUGGUUUCCAGAUUGGUUCCUGGAACCAGGCUUACAUGUACGAUACUCUACCCAUGGUUCUGACAGAGCAACAGAUGAAGCCAGGCGACCUCGUCUUCAUAUCAGCUACCUACUUUAACCCCAAAGCAAAGCGGCAGCGUCAUGAUAUGGUUCAUGUUGAAAUUUGGCUGGGUGACGGUCCCAAAACCAUUGGUGCUCGUUGGCAGAAGGGAAAGGUUCAAAUCUUCCCACACUAUGCCUUUGAAGCCAAAAGCUACCAUUCUCCAACCUACCAUUUCCGGUCCAUAGACACAUGGCUGAGGGGGAUAUGUCAUAGCUAUUGCUCACAGCAUCCUUGGAGGAAGACUUCUUAUGACCCCAACAGACAUUCCAUUUUUGCCAUAGAUGAUGAAAGUGAAGACGACGAAAGUGCUGGUGAUACAGAUGAUGAACUUGUGCAGGACACAUCCAGGAACAGCCAGCCACUGAAUCAGGUCACCAGCAUAUCCUCUGGAGUGACUGACUUAGAUUUGGCUGAGGACAUAAGAGACGAUAAUGGUUGUCCUGGUGGUAGUAGUGAGAUUCUCCUACCAGAGUCUUCAACCAAUGAGAAUAGGACACCCAGGGCACUGGCCAAUCUGAUGUACUCUUGUGGGAAGAAUUCACAGGGUUGUGAUUGUAGUGUUGAACAUCAGACGUCAAAAACUGUGCCUGAGAACUUGAUGAGCUUUUGUGAAGGCUGUAAUCAGUGUGCAGGUGAAGCGGGCUGUGUUCGCCAUUUCUAUCCUGUACGCACAUCACAAAGUUGCACACUAGACAACAAUGACGAGGAUAAUAUUGCAAAAGGUAAUGAAGGUCAAGAUUCCGGGGCCAAUAAAGAUGACAGUGUUGAUGUGGGAAAUGGUGGAGGAGGGGCAAAACGAGGGGGCGAUGUCCGCCGAAACCAGCCUGCAAAAACAAGUGGUAAAAUACCCAUGGUGUACAGCUUGGCCCCCAAUAUGCAGCCAACAUUCUAUAUAGGAGGGGGCAAUGGUGUGGCUCUAGUUGAAGGACCUCUGUGUGCAAUGGGAUGGAAGAGAAUUCCAGACAAAAACAACGAGAACUUCAGACUACGCUGGGUCGAAUGUAAAAGCAAAAUCAACUACAGUGCUUUCAGAGAGGGUGAACAGUUAGUCAACCACAUUCCAAACUGCCAAUUAUUGACCAAUAAGCUUGGGCUGAUAAAUAGUCUGCAGGAGUAUGAGAGGGUUACCAUGACAACAAAAGGCAGACCCCCACGAUUGAGGAUGAACGAUUUUGUUCCAGAGACUUACAGACUUGAUGAAAAAAAUGACAGGGAAACUUUCCUAAACACUUACAAAGAGGGUGAGAUCUGGAUCUGUAAGCCAACGGGCCUGAACCAGGGGAAGGGCAUCUACCUGAUCCGAAGUAAGGAGGAGAUAACUCGGGGUCUGGAGGAGCGCGACCAGGCGCAGCAGCAGAGACGCAGCAGUACUAAGCCGCUCAUGUCCAGGGUCAUACAGAGGUAUAUUCAGCAUCCAUUGUUACUGGAUGGCCGUAAAUUUGACAUCCGAGCGUACAUGCUGAUCGCCAGCACGGUGCCUUACCUUGUGCUCUACCACAAAGGUUAUGUUCGACUGUCCUGUCACAAGUACAGCUUUGAGGAUACAGAUCUAACGACUCAUCUUACCAAUCAGUACAUACAGAAGAAAGACCCACAGUACCAGGAUGUUAAAGAGGACACGGCUUGGAGCAUGGACAAGUUUAAUGACUACAUCAAUGAGCAUGUGAUGUCAGAGAAAGGCAUUGAGGAAAACUGGGUGUACAACACACUCACAAAACAGAUGCAGAAGAUCAUGGUACACUGUUUCCAUGCUGUCAAACACAAGCUGCAGUGCAAGAUUGGUUACUUUGAUUUGUAUGGACUGGACUUCAUGAUUGAUGAAGACAUGAAGGUGUCUUUGAUAGAGAUCAACAUUAACCCUAGUCUGGCUACAAACUGUGAGGCUUUGAGAGAAGUCAUCCCUGGGGUGGUGGAGGAAUCCAUACAUCUGACGGUGGAGUGCUUUGAGAAGAGCCGUAGGCACCAAACCUUAUUACCUCUAAAAAGUCUACAGAACAUGGUAAUCCUUCACUGUGGAACGCGUCUGGGUGCUGUGAAGUCACGGACUACACGUAGUGUCUCACCCGGGAAGGAAACAACUUCCGAACGUUCCAAAGCCCUAUCCAAGUCCCAUCAAUCAAACCAGUCCAAUAAGCAGUACUCGCCCUCAUCCACCUCCUUUGCUAAGGACUCUCCGAGCUUUGGAAACAAUGGUGCUUCGCUAUUAGGAAUAAAGAAAUCCUCAAGUGUGCCGUCUGCUGUCUGUAACUCUGUCCCACCUCAGCAGCCAUCUGCAAGAAAAGCCUCAAACAGUGACUCAAUAAAACUGAAGAUGACACAUGGAAACACAGCAGACAAAACUGAUAAAACUAAAGAUACUUCAGAACAUUCAGACAGAGGCAAUUAAUUAAGUGUGGUAUGAGCAAUUCAUCCUGGAGCAGUUGAUGUUUCCCAACAGCAAUUGAAACUC
This is a messenger RNA of Liolophura sinensis, 5056 nucleotides long. RefSeq lists its product as uncharacterized. Gene Ontology annotation, biological process: protein modification process. The record is from RefSeq and is a predicted model, not a curated record. Gene Ontology annotation, molecular function: ATP binding; metal ion binding. The transcript has 15 exons. The coding region runs from base 2063 to 4993 and encodes 976 amino acids. NCBI's taxonomy places the organism in Eukaryota, Metazoa, Mollusca, Polyplacophora, Chitonida, Chitonidae.